GAAAGCUGGCAGCAUUGGUCUGCUAUCUAUAUAUAAAUUAUAUACACGCUAAAUAAUCAAGUAUUUAAUAUUUAUUUCAUAGCUAAGAAUAAAAUCCUAUACAGUCAUCAACAGUAUCAGCACUGAAUGUUCACUGCGAUAUUUUUAGAAAUAACUAUGUGAAAUCUUGACCACACUGGACCUUUCGCCGUAGUAUUUGCAUUCAUUAUAUAAUAAUUAAGCGAAUUCAAUGUGAAUGCAAGACCAAAACAAAGAGCAAGCAAACAAUAAGUGUGCAAUCAAAGGCUACCGCCAUAAACAAUGGUAACAAGGUAGCAUACGCGCACGCGACGCAUACUUUGUGACCAAAACGGCAACAUGAAAUCCGAUGUUGCUGUGGUUCCGGACGACAGCCAAAGCCAAACGACGCCGGUGACAGCGUCAACAGCUGUUAACAGAUCCUACCAUGCGAAUCUUUUUCUGGAGCGCUUUUUCGGCGCUUUCCAAUGGGAGGAGUUUGCGUGUGGAUGUGGUUCGGCUUUUGUAAACAUCUCGGUCACAUAUCCUAUCUAUAAAAUCAUAUUUCGGCAAAUGUUACACGGAGUUCCGGUCGGAUCCGCUUUGUUGCAACUACGUCAUGAGGGACUUGGAUUCCUAUACCGCGGCAUGUUGCCGCCUUUAGCACAAAAAACCAUCUCGUUGUCGAUUAUGUUUGGCGUAUUUGAUGGCACGAGACGUUAUCUGGUGGAAGAUUAUCGCUUAAAUGAUUAUGGAGCUAAAGUCAUUGCCGGUGUUGUUGCUGGUAGCGUGGAAUCAAUUCUAUUGCCAUUUGAACGCGUCCAAACGCUGCUAGCCGACUCGAAAUUCCAUCAAUAUUUCUCCAAUACGCAGAACGCGUUUAGAUAUGUAGUUACCAAUUAUGGAUUUCGGGAGCUAUACAGGGGCAUUGAACCAGUAUUUUGGCGCAACGGCUUGUCAAAUGCAUUGUUUUUCAUGCUACGUGAAGAAGCCAGUGUCCGUUUACCAAAGAGGAAAUCGGUAUCAACAAGAACUGCACAAGAAUUUAUUGCUGGUGCCGUAAUCGGUGCCAGUAUAAGCACAUUGUUUUAUCCGCUGAAUGUGAUCAAAGUGUCGCUGCAGAGUGAUAUGGGUCAGAAAUCGGAGGGCAGUUGGCAUGCCUGUAAGAGAAUAUAUCGUGAAAGGGACAGUCGGAUUGGAAACUUCUAUCGCGGUUGUGCCUUCAAUACAGGGCGCUCUUUCAUCAGUUGGGGCAUUAUGAAUACUGCCUAUGAGAACCUCAAGAAGUUGUUUAAUCAGCGAAAACUAUAUCCGGAGCCGGUGCCGAUGUCGUCAAACAAGUAGGAGAAUUUUGCGUUAUUGGCUAACGCCUGUUAUGUGCUAUGUAUUACGUAAUACGUAAACUAAACUAAACUAUAACUAAAUAAGCUGAAUGUAUACAAAUGUUUCCUUCUGCCUUUAACUAGCAAAUUUUCGUUUUUAAGUCAUUAUUAAGUCGUUUUCGUUGACGAGUGCUCAGUUUUAGGCAUUCAUUGUAUGUUCUCAUACGCUGAUCAUAUUAUAUUUGUAAAUCAUACAUUUAUAUAUUUUUGGGAAGUGCAUACAGACUGCAUACAGAGAUUCGAGAGUUUUAGUAACCAACGAUAUUGCAAUGCAAGGCCAAUAAUUGUAGGUAUGAGUACAAUAAUUGUGAGCAUUUAAAAUAAUCCAAAAACAAACACAAUUAGUAAUUAUUAAAUAUUGUAUAUACAAAUUGAUUUAAAUAGUUAUGUUGUUAAUGUAUAUACUUACAUGAUGUUUGUGAUUCACUGAAAUUAAUAAAUUAAUUCAAUUUUACAUUGAA
Molecule: messenger RNA, 1840 nt
Organism: Drosophila innubila
Lineage: Eukaryota; Metazoa; Arthropoda; Insecta; Diptera; Drosophilidae
Product: solute carrier family 25 member 51
Exons: 3
Coding region: 358-1341 (327 amino acids)
Source: RefSeq, a predicted model, not a curated record